AACAGGCAUACACACACAACUCACACAAAAACGAGUAUGGAGCGGGUUUUUGUGCACGGGUUUUUGAGAUUGCGUGCCGCUAUACUAUGCGCACUUCUAUAAACUGAAACUUACUCAAUGCCGGUGUAUUACUAUGUAGGACCCACUGUUACUUAUCGUAGUAGAAGAUUAUUACAAUUAGACCGAUAUUCAUAGAGAUUACCAUGGAAAAUCUAUAUCUUUUGUUCUUUAUCAUAGCGGAAGAUUAGAGCGAGAUUUAGAACGAAAUAAUUCAUUUCUGCUUUCUUACUUUACCGGUUUCUCACUUGUUAUUCUACAGAAUAUCUAGGAAAUAUGAGAAAUAUGAAUACAUUUCUUACAUUACUAGGUUUUUUUGUUUGGCAUUGUCAACAAUGCUUAGACAUUUCGAUGAAUCUCUGAUUUCCCACUUGGACGGUAACAUAUAUAUACUCUCAAAUAUUCCCGCCCUUUCUACCUUAUCGACAUAACGAUGCGGUCAGUCGUCAUGGUUACCAAUUGCAAACACAGGACUGAUACUGUCUCAAUAAUCCUUUUAUUUUAAGAUAAAUAUAUCAUAUUUUAAACAACGAUGGAUUGGGCUACAGAUUUAGAAAUUACAUCGAAGAAGCUUAUACCUAGACUCGGCAGAAGAGCAGGUCAAAAUUUUAUCCAAGAAGACUCAAAAUCAGACGACGAUUUGUUAAAUAGUCCAAUGCCUUUUUCUUCAGGAUACCCGACGCAACCACCUGUGGCGCCACCUCGUGCCAGAAAAACUGGUUGGGGUGACGAUUUGAAAGGCAGCAAGACAAAAGCAUCUUCUAAUAUCAUCGAACAAUUAUUCCUUAGGGAUCGAUUUCGAUCUACGGAAAAAGAGACUCCACCAGAUGAUAUCCCUGUGAUUCCGGAUUUAGAUGAGAUCCAAGAAGACAAUGUUGUCUCCGAUUUAUCAAGCGCACCUAUUAGGAUUGACACAAACAGAGUCACGGCUUAUAAAGAAUUAGACACGGAUUUAAUUAAAAACGAAGCAUUUACGUCAUUGGAUGGUAUUAGUCUAUUUUCUCUUACCGAAAAAUUGUAUAACGAAAAUUUAGUUAAGGAAGCUGACGAAGCUUGGAAUUGGAAUCUACUGUUCACCCAAGUUGCAUCUGAAAUAAACAACGAGGCACAGAAAACAUGAAAUGUUUAAGAACAUAUUUACGUAUGCAUAUGUAUAUAAAUAUAAUUGUAUCAGUUAUUUUUUAUACUUGAAAUGUAAUAAAAAUUAU
Molecule: messenger RNA, 1265 nt
Organism: Polistes canadensis
Lineage: Eukaryota; Metazoa; Arthropoda; Insecta; Hymenoptera; Vespidae
Gene: IFT43
Product: intraflagellar transport protein 43 homolog
Exons: 6
Coding region: 590-1177 (195 amino acids)
Biological process (GO): intraciliary retrograde transport
Cellular component (GO): cilium; intraciliary transport particle A
Source: RefSeq, a predicted model, not a curated record